AUGCAAAAGAGCAUUGCGAUUGCGGUCGCAUCUUCAGGGAUUGCUGCAACUUCGCUGCCUGGCAGCAGAACUGCACACUCCACCUUUAAGUUGCCCAUCAAUUUAACGAAGUCAGAAACACCUCCCUGCAAUAUAAGCAAGAACUCUGACCAGGACCAAGUGCUGAAACGCUGUCAGCUUAUUGUGUGGGACGAGUGUAUUAUGACCCACAAGGGAGCCUUCGACGCAUUAUACAAAACCCUUCAGGAUAUCAAGGGCUGCGAAGCCCCCAUGGGAGGUAUUACGCUUUUGUUUUCAGGUGACUUUAGGCAAACUCUUCCUGUUAUCUCCAAAGGCACGCGAGCAGAUGAGGUUCAAGUAUGCCUUAAGUCGUCUCCGCUCUGGCGUCAUGUCAGGUCACUGACCGUGACUAUCAACAUGAGGGAUCGAUUGCUCGGUGACCAAACGUCGGCUUACUUCGCAAGUGACAUUCUGAAACUUUGCGACGGCAAAGUGCUUUUUGAUGCUGAUGGGGAACUGGACGUCCACCCGUUUGCAACUCCCGUUUCAUCUUUGGCGGAACUCGCCGAUAAAGUGUUUCCCCAUUUAAAAGAUAAUUAUCUCAAUCAUACAUGGCUGUCUGAAAGAGCAGUGCUGGAUCCGACAAACGUGACCGUUACAAAACACAAUGAUCAACUUUCGCAGUCACUUCCCAGUGCUCCUUUCGCAUACAAAUACGUCGAUACGAUGGUAGAUGCGAAUUAA
Molecule: messenger RNA, 744 nt
Organism: Octopus bimaculoides (California two-spot octopus)
Lineage: Eukaryota; Metazoa; Mollusca; Cephalopoda; Octopoda; Octopodidae
Product: ATP-dependent DNA helicase PIF7
Source: RefSeq, a predicted model, not a curated record